Eremothecium sinecaudum is the source of this 1467-nucleotide messenger RNA. It is a transcript of the gene FUM1, whose product is annotated as fumarase FUM1. The record is from RefSeq and is a predicted model, not a curated record. The transcript has a single exon. Gene Ontology annotation, molecular function: fumarate hydratase activity. Gene Ontology annotation, cellular component: tricarboxylic acid cycle heteromeric enzyme complex; mitochondrion. Gene Ontology annotation, biological process: tricarboxylic acid cycle; fumarate metabolic process; malate metabolic process. NCBI's taxonomy places the organism in Eukaryota, Fungi, Ascomycota, Saccharomycetes, Saccharomycetales, Saccharomycetaceae. Bases 1 to 1467 code for a protein of 488 amino acids.
AUGGUAUUAGUCUCAAGAGCUGCAUCUUUUAAGAAUACAACAAUCAGAAUGAUAUCAUCAACUAGUUCUUUAGCCCAAAAAUAUAGAAUCGAAACGGACGCAUUUGGAGAGAUUAAAGUCCCUUCCGAUAAGUAUUGGGGUGCUCAAACUCAACGUUCCCUGGAAAACUUUAAAAUUGGUGGACCAAGAGAGCGUAUGCCGCUUCCAAUUGUACAUGCAUUUGGUAUCUUGAAGAAAUCGGCUGCGAUUGUGAACGAAUCGUUGGGUACGUUAGAUCCCAAAAUUGCAGGACCAAUUAUUAAGGCUGCUGAUGAGGUUAUCCAAGGAAAAUUGGAUGAUCAUUUCCCACUCGUGGUGUUUCAGACAGGUUCAGGGACUCAAAGUAACAUGAACGCGAAUGAAGUUAUUUCCAAUAGAGCAAUCGAGUUAAUUGGUGGUGAAUUGGGGUCUAAGCAAAUCCAUCCUAACAACCACUGUAACCAAGCCCAAUCUUCUAAUGACACAUUUCCCUCUGUCAUGCAUAUUGCUGCAGUAAUGGAGAUCACUAAUUCAUUAUUACCUGAAUUAACUGCCUUGAGAAAUUCCUUUCAUAAGAAAUCAGAAGAAUUCAAGCACAUUGUGAAGAUUGGCAGAACCCAUUUGCAAGAUGCGACUCCAUUGACAUUGGGGCAGGAAUUCAGCGGUUACACGCAACAAUUGACUAACGGUUUGACACGUAUUGAGCGUUCACUAGAAAGCUUAAAAUUCUUGGCUCAAGGUGGUACUGCUGUUGGUACUGGAUUGAACACCAAGCUUGGCUUUGCAGAAAAGAUUGCAGAAGUUGUUAGCAAGGAAACUAAAAUAGACUUUAAAACUGCUCCUAACAAGUUUGAAGCUCUAGCUGCACAUGACGCUAUUGUGGAAUGCUCCGGUGCAUUGAACACAGUUGCAUGUUCAUUGUUCAAAAUCGCCAACGAUAUCAGAUAUUUAGGUUCUGGUCCACGUUGUGGUUACGGUGAAUUGUCGCUACCAGAAAACGAACCUGGUUCGUCUAUUAUGCCGGGAAAAGUGAACCCAACACAAAACGAAGCUAUGACUCAAGUAUGUGUUCAAGUAAUGGGUAACAAUGCUGCUAUUACUUUUGCUGGCGCAUCUGGUCAAUUCGAAUUGAACGUUUUCAAGCCUGUUAUGAUCAGUAAUCUUCUAAGCUCAAUUCGGUUGCUAGCUGACGCAUCUUAUUCUUUUAGGGUUCAUUGUGUAGACGGUAUUAAGGCCAACGAAGACAAAAUCUCCAAAUUGUUACAUGAGUCAUUGAUGCUUGUUACUGCAUUGAACCCCAAAAUUGGUUAUGACAAUGCUUCAAAGGUAGCAAAGAACGCUCACAAAAAAGGUAUUACUUUAAAAGAAUCCGCUUUAGAAUUGGGCGUAUUGAGUGAGGCCGAGUUUGAUGAAUGGGUCGUUCCGGAAAAUAUGAUCGGGCCAAAAUAA